UGUGCCCGCUGCGCCGCAGCUGUCCGUGCCUGCCGCCACCUUCCCGCCGCCGCCGCCACUGCCAAGAUGCCCAAUUUCGCCGGCACCUGGAAGAUGCGCAGCAGCGAGAAUUUCGACGAGCUGCUCAAGGCUCUGGGUGUGAACGCCAUGCUGAGGAAAGUGGCCGUGGCGGCUGCAUCCAAGCCGCACGUGGAGAUCCGCCAGGACGGGGAUCAGUUCUACAUCAAGACAUCCACCACGGUGCGCACGACUGAGAUCAACUUCAAGGUCGGAGAAGGCUUUGAGGAGGAGACAGUGGACGGACGCAAGUGCAGGAGUUUAGCCACUUGGGAGAAUGAGAACAAGAUCCACUGCACACAAACUCUCCUCGAGGGGGACGGCCCCAAAACCUACUGGACCCGCGAGCUGGCCAACGACGAGCUCAUCCUGACGUUCGGCGCCGAUGAUGUGGUCUGCACGAGGAUUUAUGUUCGGGAGUGAAGGCGGCUGGCUUGCUCCGGCUUUGGGGGUGGAUUCAUGUUCCCCCGAGGAAUGUCAUAGUUCUGAGCUGCCAGUGGACCUCCUCUUCCCCAGUAUCAACAUUAGGUGAUCCUGUUUUCCCCACGAUAAUGCUGUAGUGUUUCCCCCCAAGGCUUCGUGCCUCUGUGUCCCUGGUGCUCCAUAGUUUGGCAUCUCUAUGGUUUCAUCAGCCAUUAA
Molecule: messenger RNA, 696 nt
Organism: Lagenorhynchus albirostris (white-beaked dolphin)
Lineage: Eukaryota; Metazoa; Chordata; Mammalia; Artiodactyla; Delphinidae
Gene: CRABP1
Product: cellular retinoic acid binding protein 1
Exons: 4
Coding region: 67-480 (137 amino acids)
Biological process (GO): fatty acid transport
Cellular component (GO): cytosol; nucleus
Molecular function (GO): fatty acid binding
Source: RefSeq, a predicted model, not a curated record